UUUACAAACUACUUAAGAAACGCUUAAAAAUACAAAGACUAUAAAAGAACACUUCAAUAUUCUGACUACUUUGUACAUCGCAAUCCCAUUGUACAUAUUUCAGAGCAGUUGUGGAUGUGGGUCUUUUCCCCCCACGAUGAUGACCAGUGGCCUCUGGACCGUUCCCGGGCAGCGCUCCGUGAAAACUCUUCGCAAGCCGGCGGUGUCCACCGGCUACGGGGCAAACUGCGGGGAUCAAGCGGCGGCUCCGCGGGGAUGGGACCGUGCCCGGCGGAGCGGAGCCGGGCGGAGCCGUCCCGGCGCUGCGGAGCGCCCGGGGCUGCGGCAGGGAGCGCAGGGGGAGCGCCCGGGGGUCCCGGCGGGGCUGCGCGCCCGCUCCCCUCGCGUUCUCCGCCCGGGGACGGCCGGAGGCCAGCGGAGAGAGGCAGCGCCGUCCCGGAGCGUGUGCGGCGGGGCCUCCGCACCUGCCGCGCCGAGCCCCCGCCCCGCGGAGCUGCGGGAACAGCGCGGAGGGCUCCGCACGGGCUCCUCAGGUGCCGGAGAACCCCCUCUUCCCGUGAUACGCGCCUAGGGAGCCUGGGUGCCAGUCCCGGCAGCGCAUCGGCGCCCGCACCGGGGUGCCUUUUGCCGGUAAAACCAGUAAGAUCACCGAACACAGACCCCUCAAGCCAGGCAAGCACGAAAAACGUUGAGGGAUACUCUGAAAUAUGAAGGGCUUGCCAUUCUGCCAAGGGCUGAGUGCAUUGAUUAUGUUAAUGCAGAAGGGAAGAAAGAUGUGACACUGCAGAAAUGAUGCAUAAGAGAAAAAUCAAAUUCAUGGAGCUGUUUUGCAGGUAGUUAAGAGGAAGAGGGCAGAUUCCUUCUCCAGAAUCAUCCUCAAUAACCUGUAUCUGCACAGGAUUUGGGAUUAGAAGUUACUCCCUGGAAGAUGAACAAAUGAGGCAAAUAAUUCCUGUUUAUUUAACUCUUCUUCAUCUCUACCCAAAAUAUGUAAGAAGAAACUGAAAGAUAAAAAACAAAUAACAGGAAAAAGGAAGGCGUUAUCAAAACUCUGCCUUUUAGUUUUUUUUUUUUUUCCACACUAGUUUUAGUUUUAGUUUUCCCUUUUGAUUUUCAUACAC
Molecule: messenger RNA, 1121 nt
Organism: Vidua chalybeata
Lineage: Eukaryota; Metazoa; Chordata; Aves; Passeriformes; Viduidae
Product: ATP-dependent RNA helicase RhlB-like
Exons: 4
Coding region: 115-711 (198 amino acids)
Source: RefSeq, a predicted model, not a curated record